This is a messenger RNA of Cyanidioschyzon merolae strain 10D, 609 nucleotides long. Its product is annotated as probable 1,4-benzoquinone reductase. Lineage: Eukaryota; Rhodophyta; Bangiophyceae; Cyanidiales; Cyanidiaceae. The coding region runs from base 1 to 609 and encodes 202 amino acids. The record is from RefSeq and is a predicted model, not a curated record. The transcript has a single exon. Gene Ontology annotation, molecular function: NAD(P)H dehydrogenase (quinone) activity; FMN binding.
AUGGCGCCCAAAGUUCUCGUGCUUAUCUACUCCAUGUACGGCCACAUUACGCAGUUGGCGCGUCAUGAGGUGCAAGGUGUGAAAAAGGCUGGCGUGCACUGUGACCUGAUGCGGGUGCCGGAGACCCUGCCCGAAGAGGUCCUGAAGAAGAUGAACGCACCGCCAAAGCCGGAAGAUAUUCCAGUGCUUCAGGACCCGGCGAAGCUCGCUGAAUAUGACGGAAUUUUAUUCGGUUACCCGACAAGGUACGGACAGUCCCCGGCGCAGAUGAGUGCGUUCUGGGAUGCAACGGGCAGGCUCUGGAUGUCUGGUGCGCUCCAAGGCAAGGCCGCGGGUAUUUUUGUCUCGACGUCCACCAUGCAGGGCGGACAGGAGACCACAGCGCUGACCGCUCUAACACGGUUUGUGCACCACGGCAUGAUUUUCGUUCCACUCGGCUAUGCAGAUCCCAGCAUGAUGGAUAUGAGUCAGGUUCACGGGGGCACGCCGUACGGCGCGUCGACCUUUGCCGGACCCGACGGGUCGCGGCAACCAAGCGAGAUGGAGCUUCGUUUGGCGGAAAUCCAGGGAGAGCGAUUCGCGAAUUUUGUCAAGAAAAUCGCCUCUUAA